Syngnathoides biaculeatus (alligator pipefish) is the source of this 1522-nucleotide messenger RNA. It is a transcript of the gene adra1ba, whose product is annotated as adrenoceptor alpha 1Ba. Gene Ontology annotation, biological process: cell-cell signaling; positive regulation of cytosolic calcium ion concentration; phospholipase C-activating G protein-coupled receptor signaling pathway. NCBI's taxonomy places the organism in Eukaryota, Metazoa, Chordata, Actinopteri, Syngnathiformes, Syngnathidae. The record is from RefSeq and is a predicted model, not a curated record. Gene Ontology annotation, cellular component: membrane. Bases 143 to 1522 code for a protein of 459 amino acids. The transcript has 5 exons. Gene Ontology annotation, molecular function: alpha1-adrenergic receptor activity.
GGACAUCCAUCACCAGUGUCACUUUUGGACGGGGGCGAUCUUACACCAAAAUUACCGGAUUCCUCAAAAACUACGGAGCUUUACAUACAACACUAUUUCAUAUUUGAUUGUUUUCCUUCCCUCCCUUACUUUGUCUGGCACCAUGAGCGUGUGGGUGAACGGCUCGUCCUUGGACCCGUUCGCCGGCUCGCAGACGCCUCCGUCGGACUCCAACGCCACAACCAACCGCAGCAAGCACGCCCCGCCGGACCUGAGCCGGGCGGUGCCGGUGGGCAUGGUGCUGGCCUCGUUCAUCGGCUUCGCCAUCGUGGGCAACCUGCUGGUCAUCCUGUCGGUGGUGUGCAACCGCCACCUGCGCACGCCCACUAACUACUUCAUCAUCAACCUGGCCAUCGCCGACUUGCUGCUCAGCACCACGGUGCUGCCCGUGUCCGCCACGCUGGAGAUUCUGGACUACUGGGUGUUCGGCCGCAUCUUUUGCGAUAUUUGGGCUGCGGUGGAUGUCCUAUGCUGCACGGCGUCCAUCAUGUCGCUGUGCGUCAUUUCCAUCGACCGCUACAUCGGCGUCCGUUACCCGCUGCAGUACCCGGUCAUCGUGACGGAGAAGCGUGCGCUGCUCGCCAUGCUGGGUGUCUGGAUCCUAGCCAUUGUUAUCUCCAUCGGACCGCUGCUCGGAUGGAAGCAGCCGCCGUCGCAGGACGACACGGAGUGCGUGAUCACACAGGAGCCGUUUUACGCCCUCUUCUCCUCGCUGGGCUCCUUCUACAUCCCGCUGGCCGUCAUCCUCGCCAUGUACUGCCGCGUCUACGUGGUGGCCAAGCGCACCACCAAGAACCUGGAAGCAGGCGUGAUGAAGGAGCGGCAGCAGGACUCCAACGAGCUCACCCUCAGGAUCCACUGCCGGAACCAGCAGAUCCAGGACCUGUGCGCCACGUCCAAGAGCGGAGGGGGCGGGGCGACCUCGGCCGGGCGCAGCACGCUGACCGUCAAGUUGCUCAAGUUCUCGAGGGAGAAGAAAGCAGCCAAGACGCUGGGUGUGGUGGUGGGCAUGUUCAUCCUGUGCUGGUUGCCCUUCUUCUUGGCUCUUCCCAUCAGCUCUUUUAACAGAAACCUGCGCCCUCCCGAAACCUUCUUUAAGGUCAUUUUCUGGCUGGGCUACUUCAACAGUUGCCUGAACCCCAUCAUCUACCCCUGCUACAGCCGCGAUUUUAAGCAGGCCUUCAUCCGGAUCCUCCGCUGCCGCUGGAAACGGAAGCGCCAGGGCUGGCAGGCAUACUACAACUACCGCUGUCAGCAGGGCUCCAACAACUCGUCUUACCUGAACGGCAGCCAACAGACGCUGUCCUCCGUCAGCCACAGCCCCCGAUGCGUCGCCCCCAAGGCCCACCCGCCGCCUUGGUCGUCCUCCUGCAACAACCGUAACCUCCUCCCGGGAUCGGACACAGGAGGACGGAAGCUCGGCCCGGCGUCCCCGCUCACCAAGGGAGCUGGCGGGCGAGAUAGGGGUGUGAAAAGGCUGUAA